Messenger RNA from Giardia duodenalis, 1110 nucleotides. Its product is annotated as Cell division control protein CDC50. Lineage: Eukaryota; Fornicata; Diplomonadida; Hexamitidae. The transcript has a single exon. Gene Ontology annotation, cellular component: plasma membrane; Golgi apparatus; endoplasmic reticulum. The record is from RefSeq and is a predicted model, not a curated record. Bases 1 to 1110 code for a protein of 369 amino acids.
AUGCCUCUUCUGUCUGUCAAUAGUUGGUUUGGAACCAAGUCUCCCUUCUUCACUCAGAAUAUGCGGCACUGCGUGCCUAACCCAGGGGUUAUCCUCAUAAUGUCGCUUUUGUUUACCGGAUCAAUAAUUUUCCUAAUAAUCAGCGCGAUAGCUUUUUCGUUCAAUUCUGCACAAGCAUAUGGGAUAGCACACUACUCUACACCUUCAUCUGGAGCAUCUUCUCAAACAGAGCCAGUGACUGUUACUCUCGAACGAUUUAAUGUGGAAAAGCCCCUUUACGUAUACUACCAUCUACAAGACUUCCAUCAGAACGUUCGGUUCUAUGUCUCUAGCUUUAGUAGGAAGCAGCUCCAAUCAGACAGCUUUAAAGCCGCUGGUCUGAACAAGGACUGCAAUAAAGGGGGGACGGUAGUAGAUGAGCCAUGCGGCCUUAUUUAUCAAUCCUUAUUCAACGAUACCUUGGCUAGUACCACAACAAACGAAGUAACCUUUUAUAUCACCAGCACAGACACCUCCGCAAAUCCGUCUCAACCUAUAAAGGUUCAGUUGCCUAUUAAUACAACGGGGAUUGCCUGGAAGGAGGACAUCAAGAGCACUAGAAUGUAUGGAAAGGCAUUCCAAGCUCUUCCAAAUAGUGAAGCUGUUGCAGUAUGGAUGCGAACAGCACCCCUAAGUACAUUUGACAAGCUUUACGGACGGUUCACUGCAGAGCAACUCAAGGCCCUCGUCACAGACUCUUACACAGCGGAAACCAUAUAUGAUGCUUCGAAGGCUGGCGGUGUAACCGUGGAGUUUUCGGUGACAAAUAACUUUCCAUACGGGAAGAAGUCCAUUGUGCUGCAGCAAAUGACCGUUUUCGGAGGAUACUAUGAAACAAGGAACUUAGCAAUCUUAUCUAUAAUCUUAGGGUGUGUCAUGUUUAUCUGCGGACUUACUCUUCUCAUCAUCUUCCUCGAACGCGGACCGCGGAGUGCCAAGUAUAAGACAGUCUUAGAACAGUAUCCUAUAGUUACCAAUAGCAGCAUUCUCCUGUCUGAGCUCGAAAGGAUGGGGGACGAGAAGGUCCGCAGAACCAUACGCCAGGUAAAGGCCGAAAUGGGACUCAAGUGA